This is a messenger RNA of Pelobates fuscus (common spadefoot toad), 771 nucleotides long. It is a transcript of the gene MGP, whose product is annotated as matrix Gla protein. Gene Ontology annotation, biological process: regulation of bone mineralization. The transcript has 4 exons. Gene Ontology annotation, molecular function: calcium ion binding. Gene Ontology annotation, cellular component: extracellular region. The record is from RefSeq and is a predicted model, not a curated record. Bases 170 to 481 code for a protein of 103 amino acids. Lineage: Eukaryota; Metazoa; Chordata; Amphibia; Anura; Pelobatidae.
CUUGCCAACGCAUAACUCUCUAAAUUCCAGCUGCCUCCCAUCCCAGACGUGGACAUUGCUAUUAAACACUACUCUGUUAUACAUAAGAGCUGCUCUCUUUUCCAGCUAAGUUUCCAUCUGCUCUAAAACCAAGGAGAGACAUACAAACACAGCUCAGCAAGAGGACAGCAUGAAGUCUCUUCCGAUUCUCGUGUUCCUGUCACUGGCAGCAGUGGUGGCCCUUGCCUAUGAAUCCUAUGAAAGCCAUGAGUCCUUUGAACGAUAUGACCCAUUUUUAAACUCAAGGAAUGCCAAUUCAUUUAUGAAUUCCCAGCACAGAAACAUACGCAUGAAUGAAAGAGUCCGUGAGCGCAAUAAGAGCCCCCGGGAACGACAGCGCGAGACUUGUGAGGACUACAAUCCUUGUGAACGAUAUGCAAUGAGAUUUGGCUUCGACGCUGCUUACAGACGAUAUUUUGGAAGGCCUAAUGCAGAAAAAUAAAAUGAUGAAUCCAUCCAUGGUGAAGGCCAGAGUGAUGGAGUUGAAAGUCUUGGUGUAUUUUAAUUAGGUGUACCGGGAGCCUACUGCAUGCUGUUAACAGCUCAGCAAAGCCAGACAACUCUUUGGAAAUAAAUCCAGUAUAUAUUCUGAGGUUGUCUCUGAAGCUAACAUGGGUAAAAAGCUGUAUUCACUGUUUCUUUUUGUAUCACACACAGGUUAUUGCUAGACACCAUAACAUGCUUUAUUCACAUGUCUUGUUUUAAAAAAUAAAAUGCUGCUUUUACACCUAG